UUUACAGGAAGCAGACCUCUCGUAAAUCAUGGCAUUACUCGAGGUUUACUUCCAAGCUGUGCAAAAAAGAGGUGGAUAAUGCCGUGAGUUAUACUGACAGUGGUUUCUGUUACACCUUACUUUCUCUUCCUGACACGAGUCACCUGAAGAGACUAAGUAUUGACUCAAAUGAACAAAAAUGGUCUGAUAGAACCCACUGAAAGAUGAAAGCUAAAUAAAAGUGUGUAAAAGAAUGCCUCAUUAACUUUGGUCAGCAUAGGCGUUAGGCAUACAUGUGCAUGGCAUACACCAGAAGUUUUCAAACCUGUCCUGGAGCACCCCAGCAAUGUCUCCCUCAUCUAACACACUCGAUUCAUGUCUCUGUUAAUGAGUUGAUAGUUGUAUCAGGUGUGUUAAAUGCGGGAGACCUACAAAAUGUGUAUUGCUAGGAAUACAUAAUCUUAACUCUUAUCAACUCUUUUAAAAAAUAUAAAACGUAGGACUACUUAAUAACACACUUGACGCCGUUCUACAUGGUAUGAGGCAUAAGCUGCUCUAAGAACCCUUCCAAGUCAGCAUUACCCUGCAUGUGCCCCAGCUGUCAACAUGUUACCAACAUCAGUUGAUCCCGUCUGUUAACACACAUAGUGUGUUUCGCUAUAUUAGUGAGAACAUCUCAAUGAUUCCAUUGGUUUCUUUUCAGGUUAAUGAUAUUUUCUCUCACCUGACCAUAAGGAAAUGCUGCCUGCAGCUACAACGAGGAAGACCUCCGAGGGAAAACUACACCAUGGGAAGUCAAGAUGUGAUGGGAGUCAAUAUUUCCUCUGUGGCAAAAUUGGGCUUGCUUAUGAUUUCCUCAUCUAUCAUGGUGCUACACCAGAGCUCUCUGAGUGAAGGCACUGCUGAGGUGGUAUGGAAGCCCAGGUUUCUUUGACAGUGGCCUUCAGCUCAUCUGCAUUGUUGGGUCUGGUGUCUCUCAUUUUCCUCUUGACAAUACCCCAUAGAUUCUCUAUGGGGUUCAGGUCUGGUGAGUUUGCUGGCCAAUCAAGCACAGUAACACCAUGGUCAUUGAACCAGCUUUUGGUACCUUUGGCAGUGUGGGCAGGUGCCAAGUCCUGCUGGAAAAUGAAAUCAGCAUCUCCAUAAAGCUUGUCAGCAGAAGGAAGCAUGAAGUGCUCUAAAAUUUCCUGGUAGAUGGCUGCGUUGACUGUGGACUUCAGAAAACACAGUGGACCAACACCAGCAGAUGACAUGGCAGCCCAAAUCAUCACUGACUGUGGAAACUUCACACUGGACUUCAAGCAACAUGGAUUCUGUGCCUCUCCACUCUUCCUUCAGACUCUGGGACCUUGAUUUCCAAAUGAAAUGCAAAAUGUACUUUCAUCUGAAAAGAGGACUUUGGACCACUGAGCAACAGUCCAGUUCUUUUUCUCCACAGCCCAGUUAAGAUGCUUCUGACGUUGUCUCUGGUUCAGAAGUGGCUUGGUAGCCCUUUUCCUGAAGACGUCUGAGCGUGGUGACUCUUGAUGCACUGACUCCAGCUUCAGUCCACUCCUUGUGAAGCUCUCCCAAGUGUUUGAAUCAGCUUUGCUUGACUGUAUUCUCAAGCUUGCGGUCAUCCCUGUUGCUUGUGCACCUUUUCCUACCCAAAUUCUUCCUUCCAGUCAACUUUGCAUUUAAUAUGCUUUGAUACAGCACUCUGUAAACAGCCACACCUUUCAGUAAUGACCUUCUGUGACUUACCCUCUUUGUGGAGGGUGUCAAUGUUCGUCUUCUGGAUCAUUGCCAAGUCAACAGUCUUCUCCAUUAUUGUGGUUUCAAAGAACAAGAGAUACCCAGAAUUUAUACUGUAGGGAUGGUCAUUUAUUCAAACUCAAAUGUAAAUAUUCUAAUAUUUUGAGAUACUGAUUUUUGACUUUUGUGAGCUGUAAGCUCUAAUCAUCAAAAUUAAAACAAAACAACUUUUGAAAUGUUUUACUUUACAUGUAAUGAAUCUAAAAAAAAGAUUUUUACUUUUUACUUUUCACUUUUUGAAAAAAGUUACAAGAAAAAAUGAACUUUUUCACGACAUUCUAAUUUAUUGAGAUGCACCUGUAUGUGUGAUUUGGUUGAUUCAAGAGACUUUUUAACUUGUGAGGAUACACAAAUGUUGUCUAGUCGGAUUAUUCAGUGUAUAAAUGAGGACAUUUGUAUACAAGUAUAGCUUAACAAGCGCACACACACACACACACAAGAUACAACAAAUAAUACUUUUGAACUAUUGAUAAAUUAUUUGAUAUAGAUACAUUGCCUGCCGUUCCCUCAUCUUCUCAGGUACCCCAGCAGACUGAAGGAAGCCGUGAGGUGCAUUAAGUGCUAGGUGAUGAAGCAGUCUACGGACUCAUACGUUUGCAAAACGAGAGUCGCUCUGCUAUGGCAUACUCAGAACUAGAAGCUCACAGUAAAUAAUCCAUACAUAAUGGAUGCAAGAAUUUUCCUGGCUAAGGUACAAAAAAGACAAAAUAUAUAAUGAGAGGAAACAGGAAUAUGCAACAGGGUGUUCAGACUUUAAACAAAACUAUAAAGUUCCACUAUGUGAGUGCAAAGCAUAAACUUUGCAGAGAUGCCUGUAUGACACAACACAAAGCCGCUCUCAUCACCGUCAUCCAAGCUCAAGUCCAACACACCUUAUCAUACUAAAUUCAAGAUGACAUUUGUGUAGUUCAAGGUUCAAGAGAUACUGUUUCAAAAGAAAAAUGGACUUUCUACCACAGGCAGUGUGAUACAAAUUACCCAAAAAAGCAACCCUAUAAAUAACCUGACCCAACAGGCUGUCAGUGGGGUGACAAUGGCAGUAAGGCCCAAACCAGGUGGAAGAUUCAGCAAUUUGUAGCAGACAGGCAGCAACAGAGAAUGACACAAACAGAAGAGGAUGAAGCACACUUCUAUAAGAUUCAGGUGAAUAUCACAAUUGACCUAUCGGUAAGCCCCGCCCCCCUAAGUUACUGUUGCUCCUUCUUACAAUGACAGCUGCAGUGUGAAAACCUUGUCCCACGAUGUUUUUGCACAAUUUUGGACACAGAAGGCCACCAAAUGGGAAUUAAAUAUUCCAUGGAGGGAUUUAUGAAAUAUUUAAAAAUAAAUAUGGUGGGUAACUCUAAGCGAGGGUUUACAGAUCACAAUGCAAGCGGGAGAAGUCUCAUAUUACGGCCGUCAUCACGAUCGCGGAUGACAACAUGCAGGAUCAACACUGUUCAUAUAUUGCAGGCUACGAUUAAAUUAAUGUACAUUUAACCAGUUUAAUAUGGAGAGGCACUGAAAUGUAGAGCUUCGUUUAUGUGUUUUUGAACUACACUGUACAAGACGCGAGAACAGUCUGCUAUAUAGGUUUGUUCAUUAGCAUGGACUCACUAACUGUAAUGUUAGCUAGUUUUAGCCAGAGAUACCUUUCUAAAGCACAAGAUAACAUUAAUGUUCUGCUUGAGCAGAUGAAAAUGGAAACUUAAUGAGUGUAUGACAACCAGAAAAUGAAAGUGUAUGUCUUCAUUUGUAUUGGGGGUGAAUACUUAGGGACAUUUUGCUCUGUUUUGUUUGGAUUCAGGAAAUGUAAUAAAAUAAAUUAUAUCGCCCAUCCUCUCAGGAUACCUGGAAUCAGUGUUACAAGUACCGCAGGCACUUCCAAUGUUUCUCUAUGGCGCUGAAGAUGUCCGAGUUCCGCUCCCUGUGCAACUGAUGCUCGACUGCCAUUGGCUAGUCUGCGUUCGAGGGGAGGGGCUUACCGAUAGGUCAAUUCCAUGUUAUGUACAUUUUAAACACUGAACACUUUAAACGUUUUAACAUGUUAAUAGAUGAAUAAUACAACAUUCGGUGUUGUUAGUGUGUAAUUUCAUAUGAAUCUAUGUAAUUUAAUGUUGCUAUUAUUUAAGGUAGUAAUUCUUGCAUCUGGUGCCGUUUGACAGCUAAAGAAAAAAUGAGACAAAGCUAAAGAAAAUGACAGCAUCUAAAUCAUACCUCCAUGACCGAUUCAGGCAAUAAAAGAAACUGAACACUCCGCUGACACACACUUUCAAAACAGAUCUGAGCCUUUUAUGCAAGCUUUCUUUAAUGGCUAUUCUGUAUGUUCAAGGAUCUGUAAUGACACUUAAGUAUCAAUAUUAAUUUUCAUAUUGUUUGUGUUGAUAGGCAAGGCAGCGAGAUGCUUCAUCAUCUUUAAUCAUGACUCCUAAAAACACAAAGAAAGAGAAGAGACCAUGGUGCAGAGGAUCUUGAUUUUCUGUUGAAGGAUUUCUCUCCUGUCCUGGAAGGAGUGAAUGUGACCAAGAUAUAGCUUAAGAGGAAAUUUAGGCACUGAGAACAAUGAUCACGGUCUCUUUCAUGGACAAGAGCUACCGUGGGACAUCGGGUUAUCAAAGGAACCAUGCUGCUCUGACUAUAAGUGUCAGUGUUUUUUGUGCUCUACCCUACAGCUCUGAUGUUACCAAAUGAAGGGCUGCUGUUACCUGGAGCCCUGACCCACAGCAGUAGACAUCACUCUGUGAAAGGAUGAGGCCCUAACGCCACCUUUCCACAAUCUCCUAUAUUUGUACUGUAUAUUAUUUUCACGUUUCGCACCAUAGUGGCAGUCAGAGCUUUUAAAUUGGUUGUGAAGUAGCGGUUACCCCCUGCUUAUUCACCAUAGUAAAAUAUCUGAAAGUGUGAAUAUAUCCACACAAAACAAUUUGGCAUCAAAAAUAUAGCUGGUUUUCUACAGCUAAUCAACAUAAAUAAUUAUUUAAUAAUUAGACAGAAUUAUUACAACUGCCCAUUUUACAGAAACAUUUAUCUCUCUUUUAGAACCUGUAAACGCUAGAUAAUUAUUUACUUCAUGUACUUUGUGAGUUUUGAUGCAUGGACAUAUAGACAUAGUCUAUAAAGCCAACAAAAAACUGUCAAAUUGCAAUAGUAAAUGCAAUGCAGUGCUUGCAGCUUGCUGCUGUGAUAGUACAGUGCGCUUUAAACAUAUUCAGAGUUAUACGUUUGUGUGUGUGUGUGUGUGUGUGUGUGUGUGUGUGUGUGUGUGUGUGAUGCCUCAUACUGGCAGAAAAUUCCUUGUAUGUUAUGCAUACUUGGGCAAUAAAUGUUGAUGUUGAUAGCUUACUCUGUCAACAGCCAACAUAACAUACUAAUCAGCUAUAAUUAUUGCUAAAAAAUCGCAUCUCUCUGACUGCAGACCUGUAAAAGGGCAGUGUUUAUCACGGAGUAUAAAACUCUGAAUACCUAACUUAUACAGGACUUUUAUUUUGUGUUGGCUAUGUGAUGUCAUAAGGCUGCGCCGCGCUCCUGCGCCUGUGAUUAGGCUGAAGAAAGGUUUGGGUUUUAAGGCAUUUAAAGUGUAUAAAUAAACACAAAGCGUUCAGGCUAUUCAUAAGUUUUACUAGCGAUGUAAAAUGAACGAUUUAUUAUUGAAUGCAACAUUGCGAAGCUUUAUUUAACAUUACAGAACGAUUUUUUUGUGAGUAAAACCCAUCCAGACACGAUGACAAACACUAGCUGAGUCUCAUUUCGUUCCCUGUAUCGUGAAGCAGUUAUAAACACGAAUCCAGUCUCUGGCGAGUCGUGUUGAGAGAAACGGAGCUCUUUUAAACUCCGAUUGAACCAAAUACUUCUCAGAAUGUUUGGAAGCACGGCACGCCGACGACACCUGCUGCUCAAAACUGUGCAAAUGCAACGAGAACACAAACGUGUAAUGACAUAAAUACACAUGGACUUUAUAUAAAUUGUGUUGCUUUUUUAAUUUGUAGUGGUAGCUUUGAGUGUUUUACGGCUAAUAAGGUUAUUUAGGGCCGUUAGCUGUCCAGUCUACUGACCGCUGAACUAGGGAGCUUUUUGAGAUGCAUCCAGAGAUUUAGUUUGGAUUUAUUUUUCUUUCUGUUAAUUAUUCUCAAACGCACAGAAAAACUCCCAGUGAAGCAACUACCAGAAAUACAUGACACAAAGAUGGCUUUUAUUAAAGAGGAGAGUGAAGACAUGAAGAUUGAAGAAGCAUUCAGAGUCAAACAAGAAGAUACUGAGGAACAAACAGACCUAAUGGCACUGAAAGAUGAGAGUGAAGAACUGACUGAAAUGGAAGAGAAAGACCAGAAACUUGAUUUCGUGUUUGGAGAAAAAUCCACAAAGACUAAGAAGGCUUCGACACGAAAAAGAGGUCAGAAGAACGAAUAUAACAGCUAUGUCACUUGCCAUCAGUGUGGAAAGAGACUGACUAACAAACAAAACCUUGAUGUCCACAUGAGAAUACACAAUGGAGAGAAGCCUUUUACCUGCCAACAGUGUGGAAAAAGUUUUACUCAAAAACAAAACCUUAAAGUCCACUUAAGACUUCACACUGGAGAGAAGCCUUACACAUGCACUCAGUGUGGACAAGGUUUUACACAUAAAGGAAACCUUAAUGCCCACAUGAAAAUCCACAAAGGAGAGAACCCUUACAGCUGCAAACUGUGUAGGAAGAGCUUCUCACGAAAAGAAAGUCUUAAUGCCCACAUGAGAAGUCACACUGGAGAGAAGCCAUUCAUAUGUGGUCAGUGUGGAAAGGGUUUGAGAUGUAAAGAAACUCUUAAUUGCCACAUGAGGAUUCAUUCAGGAGAGAACUGCCUUACAUGUCAUCAAUGUGGAAAGAGUUUCAGUCAUAAAAGAAGUCUCAAUACUCACAUUAUAAUUCACACUGGAGAAAAGCCUUUCACCUGCCCUCAGUGUGGAAAGUGUUUCACACUUAAAGGAAACCUUAAGACUCACAUGCGGCUUCACACAGGAGAGAAGCCUUACAAGUGUCUUCAGUGCAAGAAAAGUUUCACAUAUCAAAGAGACCUGAAACGUCAUUUGCAAAUUCAUUCUGAAAAUAAAUUGCGAGUGUGACGAGGUUAAUGAAAAGGAGCAGUUUAAAAAAAUCACCUGCGCAUUCACUCUGGAGGAAGGCAAUUUAAUUGUGAUCAGUGUAACAAAAAUUUUCAUUUGCCACACUCAUGCAGAUGUGAGACCCUGUUUGUGUUCUUUGUGUGUGAAGUGUUUUAAAUGCCUCAGUUUAAAAUGGCACCAGAAAUGAUGUAUCUGUGUGAAAUGAAGGCUACAUUCACAUCACAGAUGAAUGUGGAACAAAUCUGAUUGUCCAGCUUCAUGAACACUUCUUUUAUUUGCAUCCAUCACCUUUGUAUACUUUGGCUUGUGGCUUUUUAUUUUAUUUUUUCUCCAUGUACACGUGAACUCCUGUGGCCAUUUGAACUUACCCGACCAUCUCCAUUGCUGUAUUUUUGAAUACUGAGCAGCUCAUACAGUCAUUCCAGUGUCACUCCAUUUCAUUGGUUCAUAUUGAUACUUGGUAUGGAAUGAAAAUAUUAAACUUCUGUCUUGCUAUGAUAUGCCACAAUGUUAAAGGGGUGAUUGCCUGUUUAUUUUUUAUUUUUUAAUUUCUAGGCUUGAUUGUGUUUAUGGGGUGCAGUCUAACAUGUGUUAAUGCCUCAGGUUUUUUUUUUUUUAAGCAUUAUUUUUCACAUUAUUUGCCUUUAUUCUACAUCUCUCUGUCCCUUCUCUGGUGAACGCUCUGAUGAUUUCCUGGUUAUAUGAAGCCCCUCCCUCAGAAAAACACAAUAGGCUCAGAUUGGUUAGCUGGCCCGGUGUGUAUUAAUUCGAUAAACUUGUGCAUGUCUAAACAUCACACCCCUCACCUCAGAAUGCACUCCAGUUGUCUUGUAAACAAUGGCGUCGUCAAUAUUGCUUAUCAAUUUGAGCCCGAUUAAGACCCAGAGAAUAUUAGUGAAGAGGAUCGCACAGAACCUGUGCAAGCACGGCUCUUGUUUUUCAUGACGACGGGGGUCGUCCUUUUUAUUCGAAACAUUGUUUCCUUUUUAUUCGAAACAUUCCCAAACGCACACUGUAAAACUUGAUGCAGUAAGACUGUGAGUUCUCUCAACAAUAGUAUUUUAGUUCUUCUCAGUAAAGAUACUUUGUUCAGCCAAUGUAAAUUUGUUAGUUCAUGCAAUGCUGAUUGUCUUAUUUUGCUAAUAGAAAAAUUCUUGUCACAGCAACUGAAACAACAAUUAAUGUCGUUGAGGUAAUUAAUUUUUUUCUGUUUCCUGGAAGAAAAAAAGAAUGUUUAAAAGGUCACCAUAUUCUCAAUUUUAUGUUGUUUAUUUAGAAAUGACAAAUCUUAAUGGAUAACUUAGUCUUAUAAGUUGUUUUACAAGCAAAGACAUUGUUGUCUACAUUAGACUAAGAUAUCCAGAAAACGGAUUUGAGUGGUUGAACAUUCUCUAGGCCUCAAAACUAGACACACAAACCUCAAGAACGGUGACAACCAACACGUUAAACAUAUGAGCUCUUUACAUCACAGUACAACAAAUAACUAACAAAAAUGACAAAACAACAGCAAAAAAGUUUAAAUUAAGUCAGCAAACAGCAAAAAAAAAAAAAUCCUAUAACAGUAACUGCAUAAUUUAUUCAUGCUGCAUUGAAUGCUGGGAACUCGCUAUGCCUUAAAAUUUCAACAAUAUGAAAUUCUUUGUUCAGACAACUGUUUUUGACUAGUUGGGACAACAUUUGGUGUAAUUUUGUUGGUCUGACAAGGGUUUUUAUGUUUAGUAUUUGAGACUCAAAAAGUUUUGUAAACUGGAAAAUGUGCAGUUGCAUUUUUUUACAGUGCAUUAACUAUAUCAUGAAAUAUCUCGAUUCUCACCCUGUUAGUUGAACUAUAGUGGGCGAUGGUCAAAGGUGCCUAAUAAUGUAGUCUAUUAACUAUGGAUAAAAACCUGUCUGUUUACUUAAGUAACAGAUAUGGGUGUCAUGCCAUAUCAUAUUUUUAAUAUGACUUGAAUUUAUUUUUAAUGUGAAUUUAACAUGGAAAGUUAAUGUGAAUAAAAACAUUGUAAGUUAGGCUACUUACCAUAAUUGUCAUAACACUUUCAUUGUACAGAAAGAGAGCAAAGAACAUUUUCACUGACAGUCUAGAGUUCAAGUACUCUCAAAAACUCCCAUUAAAAUCACUGAAGCUGUUUACACUGUGAAAUUAAUAUCGUACUUACAUUUUCAUACACACAUCUGCACUUUGUUGUUUCUAAUGAGAGAAUUCACCAGAAAGAGAUAUUCAGUCAGCGAGUGAGUGAAGAAAACACCGAUAUUUUAGCGUUGACUCAUCUGAACACCUCUGAUUGGUCAUUGCGUUCAUAAGCUCAACUGCAUUGUGCGUGAUUGGUUAUAAUGGGCAGCGCUGUAAAAACUCGUCUGUCUCUGGCUCAGCGCCAGCCAGCGAACGCAGAUUUGAAUUUAAGCAGCUGAUGAUAUGAAGCGUUGAACGAUUUAAUCACGCUGGUGUGAUUGUAUUAAAUAUAGAAAAUAUUAUUCGGCUAUUUUUCGUCUUUUGGAAGCUGCAUUCAAAAUCCACUUGGCUCAAAAAUCUGAGGGGCACGUGCCCCCUCACUUUGAAUGGGCAUGAUGCUUCUGCUUGUAUAUCAUUUAUUCAGAGAUAGUCAUGAAAAUAGCCUUGAUGCUGGCAUGUCUAAGUAUUUCAGUAUGUUUGAAAUAUCACAGUUCUGUUCAUAAUGUAUAUUAAAAAAUAAAAUAACA
Messenger RNA from Onychostoma macrolepis, 9549 nucleotides. RefSeq names its product gastrula zinc finger protein XlCGF8.2DB-like. Gene Ontology annotation, cellular component: nucleus. The transcript is spliced from 4 exons. Lineage: Eukaryota; Metazoa; Chordata; Actinopteri; Cypriniformes; Cyprinidae. The record is from RefSeq and is a predicted model, not a curated record. Gene Ontology annotation, molecular function: DNA-binding transcription factor activity, RNA polymerase II-specific; RNA polymerase II cis-regulatory region sequence-specific DNA binding. Bases 5935 to 6849 code for a protein of 304 amino acids. Gene Ontology annotation, biological process: regulation of transcription by RNA polymerase II; central nervous system development.